This is a messenger RNA of Hymenoscyphus albidus, 2399 nucleotides long. Lineage: Eukaryota; Fungi; Ascomycota; Leotiomycetes; Helotiales; Helotiaceae. The record is from the annotation of a GenBank genome assembly.
AUGGUAAAUUUGAUUGACUCAUUGCCCUCAUUCCUUACGGGCCUGACGUUGGCUUUAGCAACGUUCCGGUCUGCUACUGCGGUAUCAACGAGUAUGUAACAGAAAAAGGAACUGUAAUGAUACGAUCAAAUAACACGUCAAUAGCGAAUACGUUCAAAAACACGACCCUCCACACAAUUACUUCAUCAAUACCAUCCUCGAUAAACCUGGCCGCGACGGUGACUCAAAAUUGUUGUUUUCUUGUCCAAGACACAGUCCAUGGGGCAUGGUGGGAACAAUACAGGACCCUAACUUCCAUUAAAAAUGUGAAUUUCACAUCAUAUACGUAUUAUGUCACCCCCUACUCAAAUUCAACGAUCACCAAUGCAAACGCCCGAGUGUUUGCAAACAAUUCUACAUUCUACCUUACUGAGACCAGGGGUAGAGACCCUAUGUCUACGUAUGUCAAUCCAAACCCAGGUCCGUAUUAUGAAGGGAAAAAGUUGGUACCCACUGGCAAUAUCACCCAGACUGUAGUUGGUAGGCAGACGAUGUAAGUUCCUUGUAAUCGCAGAAGCUACAAGGGCUUUUUAUUUUGUGGUUCUUCCGCUAACAAAUGAAGAAACUCGCCGGCUGCAUUUUACAUAUAUUCCACCGUAAAGGUAAUAACAGCAGCUCCUGUUACAGAUUCUCUUGGAUCAUUUGUAUGUGGGACACAAGGGGUAGUCACAAACGCGUGGGUGACUGAUGCAGAUGCGUUUCGAACAAUUGACAACGAAAACUCCAAUGCACAAUCUUAUUGGGGAACUUCCAAAAUCCCAGACGUGAAAUAUCCAACAACUACAUUUACUUCAAUCCUCACUACAACUUACCUGGAUUACCAGUCGAGCUUCCCGGUCACAGAAACUUAUACUUGGGAAAUCGAGUCCUACUCUACUUCACAUGCUCCAUUUCCAAUGGCGGGGGUAACCCUCACAUUCGAAAAGCCAUUUGUGUACACUCCUUCGUGGGCUGCGUCUGGAGCUACUGGUAUUGGGUGGGGAGAUUGCGAUGGGCAAGAUAAAGGUACCGUUCACUAUGGUCAUCUUCCCUCCACAUUAAAGGAUUGCAUGGUGGGAGUUCCACAUAUCGUCAGUCAAUAUCCAAACCUUGCCUCGUGCUUGAUCGCUGGGCCAAAAAUUGCCACUCAAACUGUUUGCUCAGGCGCCGCGCCAGAAUCUCAGAAAGCAAUUGGUGGUGAUCUUACUGCUUCAACCACUAUCACGGUCAAUCCUACACCUGAUCCUGCUGCGUCUCAGGGUUCCGCCGCUCAACCUUUUUCUACUCACAAUCCCCCGAACCCGGCUCCAGCAUCACCAGUUAUUUCUAUCAUACCCCAGUCAACGCCGCAAGAGCAAACUCAGGCUCCAGCAACGUCUUUUCUAGCUCCAGCUCAUCCACCUACCCCCACCGACUUUAUUCCGUUACCAAUUAUCUCAAAGCCAUCACAGGGAGAGCAAUAUGUCUCUUCUGGUGGUCAACCUUUUGUGACUACAGCCUUUUACACUGUUUCUUAUAACCCAGAGUCCUCGGUGGAUGGCUCAACUAUCAUGAUCGAUGGGCAAACGAGAAUAGUUGUAGCUCAAACUGUCGCAGCACCAUUGGAAAUUAUUGGGCGCACGACCUGGAUUUCAGGUACCCUGAACGUCAUUCUACCAGCUUCCAAAACUCUACUUGUCGAUCCAAAGAUCCUUCCAACAACCGUCCAAGCACAAACAAUGGUCAGCGAUAGUAAAACCUACAUCGUUCUUUCGACUCCAGUCACUAUCCCUAUUCCCAACGUGACACCCCAGGAUCAGGCAGCCCAGAUUCUCAAAAGCAUAAUAUUUAUCUCGGGGACCCCGAAUAUAGUGAUUCCCGCCUCUCGGAAUAUCAUUUAUAAUCCUAUGCUGUUACCAACGGGCUCCGAGGCCAAAACUAUCAUCAGUGGAGGCCAGGCCUACAUGUUCUUUGAGACACCAGUCACCAUGCCUAUCCCGUCCUUCUCUCACAGCACUAACGUGAUAUCUGGAACUCUGAACGCGAUAAUACCCGCCUCCCAAACCAUUCUCUUUGACCCAUCCUUGCUCCCAACAGGAGUUUCAGGAAGCACACUCGUUAGUGGAAGUAGCACCUACAUCAUCCUUGAUACGCCUGUCACAGUCCCCAUUGUACAUUCGAGUCCCUUCUCAAUAUACGACAUUGUAUCGAAAUUCUCGUUUGAUGUAACUCUUCCUUCUCGAACGACUUCCAUUGUAUCUCCGACCGGAUCGCCGACUAUUAUUCGGGCUGCUACUCCAGCCGCCACAGCGAGCCAGAAAUCUAAAGCCAGAAGGGUAGAGAAGAAUUCUUUUGGGUUCUUUGGGACUUUGGGUGCUGUAUUGCUUUUGAUUGCUUUUUGA